This is a messenger RNA of Trichoplusia ni (cabbage looper), 720 nucleotides long. RefSeq lists its product as uncharacterized. The record is from RefSeq and is a predicted model, not a curated record. The transcript has a single exon. Bases 1 to 720 code for a protein of 239 amino acids. Lineage: Eukaryota; Metazoa; Arthropoda; Insecta; Lepidoptera; Noctuidae.
AUGGCCCUAUACGGGCCCCCAUCUGGGCGGACUCACUGUGCAGACGGGAGAACGCUGCUGCCAUCCGCAGGCCACAAAGGGCCAUUGCAUAGCGGGUCGCAAACGCCUAUCGCACAGUGGGUUUUGCGGCGGCGUGCGCUCUGGCGGGAACCUUGGGAGCUCGAGGCUUGGGUGCUCGUCAGGGUGUACGACUGGACGGCGGGGCAGAGGGCGCUCAACAAGCGUCCCGCCCCAAUAGAACGCGAGGAAGUGCAUGAGGAGGCGAGGGAGGCAAUAACUCAGCAGUGGGCCGAAGAUCUCGCCUCUGCAACGUUCGGCCGCCAGACGCUAGACGCCAUCGGGCCCAUCCCCAAGGAUUGGCUCGAUCGGCGACAUGGUUGCCUCUCCCUGCGUCUGGUGCAGGUGCUGUCCGGGUAUGGUUGUUUGGGAUCGUACCUGCACUGGAUUGGGAGGGAGGAGACUCCGCAGUGCCACCACUGCGAAGCCGCGGUGGACACAGCCAAGCACACCUUGGAGGUGUGUCCAUCGUGGGACGCACCCCGCCGCACCCUGAUGUCAGCGGGCGGAGACGACCUCUUACUCCCCAGCGUGAUUGCUAACAUGCUGGGGAGUGCGGAGGCAUGGGAAGGGGUAGACUCCUUCUGUGAGAUCGUCAUGUCACUAAAAGAGGCAGCGGAGUGCAUGCGGGAGGACGACCCUCUCGCGGCGCCGUUCCGCUGA